AUGGACUGGCAGCCUCCUUCUGUCCAGGCAGCCAUGGGCAGCCUGCUGUUCGGUGUGCUCCUCCUGACCACAGCGCAUGCCUGGAGCUUGCCGGCACCGUCGUCCGCCUCCGCCUCCGUCCCAGCCGCCGUGUCACUGCCAAUCAGAGCAGCUGCAGCACCUGUUCCCCGACGGUUAAACGAGGUCUCGCCGUAUCUGGACCUGGCCCUGUGCCCUAUACGAUCGGAGCCGUGGACCUGUGCCCGCCAGCAGUCGGCCAGGAUAUUGGAUUCCUGGGAUGGAGAGCUCUAUGCCCAGUGGCAGAAGUUAAAGGUCGAGGCCGAUCGCCAGAUGAAUGCAACGAUUGAGAGACGCGGCUACAGCGCCUCGGAGCUGCCCCUGAAAGAGAAGCCAUCGACGAUACUGAAGAAAAUUGAAAUCGGCACGAAUUAUAUGAAGAAAUAUCUGGCCGAGUCCAUGGAUGGCUUCCUUGGCCGCGAAUACGAGUAUUUGCAGACCUCGAAAGCAACGCCAGAUGAUAGUGAAAACGAUCAGAGCGGGGAAGACGACGACGACGACGGCGACGGCGACGACGAGGACGUCGAUGAGGCGGAUGCAGAGACAGCAGCAGACACCAGCGACACCGCUGAGGAAGCUGACCAGGAGGAAGACGAUGCCGAAGACACAGAAACAGACGCCGACGCCGACGCCGAUGCCGAGGCAGAUGACGAGGAAGACGAUGAUGAUGAUGCCUCAAACAACACUGCGGAGCGGGAGCCCGAGGGUGGGGAAGACGAGACGGAGCCAGAAAGUGAAAAUGGACCCAUUUCGGGUGUGAUCAGCGUACAGCCAGCAGAGCUGCAGGGCGACGACGUCAAGAACACGGUCUUCAGCGAGGACAGCGCCUCGACUGGGGCGGAGUUCAUAGAGCUGGUGGAUGGCGAGGCGACGGCCACGGGGGCGGUGAAGAAACCCGGCGGCGGUGGCAAGCGCAAAAAGGACAAAAAAACAAAAAAGAAGCGCAAGAGGAAGGGCCAGCACGGACAGAGCCAAGGACAGACACAGCCAUCCACAUUGGUGGUGGUGCAGGCCGCCCCAGAACACCACGAAGUUGACUCUGGCCACGAUCAUGGCCAUGGCCAUGGACAUGGCGGUGGUGGCAGUGUGGACCACGAUGAUGCCGGCAGUUCCGUUUCCAAGCCCCACAAGCGGAAGCAGAAGAAACGCGUCAAGGGCCGACGCAAGCGGAAGGGACAGCACUCGAACAGCGGGACGGCGGUGGAGCAUGAGCAGAGCGAUCUGAGCCUGGGACUGGGCCUCCUCGAUGACCUGACCGAAGCCAAUGACGAGCUCCUCGGCGGCGGUGGCAAGCGCAAGCACAGGAAUCCAAUUAGAUAUGGUAGAAGUAACGGAGUUACCCGUGGCAAGAAGAAGAAGAAGAAGAAGGCUCUGGCCAAGUAUGUGCUGGUCGGCAGCUUCCUGAAGGCCAAGAUUGAGUUGCUCCUGAAGAUCCUGGGCGCCCAUCUGCAGGUCAAGUUCUUUGCCAUAGCUCUCAUCGGCCUACUGAUCAACAUAGCACGCUUCUGGAUCGAUGUGAAGCGUGGCAGUCCGCCGUCCAAGCACCACUACGAGGACCACGGCGACGACUGGAGCGAGCAGGGCAGCUACUGGAAGCGGUCCCUGCAAACGGAUCCCUCGAUCGAGGACGUCGACUCCUCCACGGACAGCUACCAGAUCCGUGCGCAGCAGCAUCACCAGCAGCAGCCCCAGGACUCCCACUAUCUGGCCUAUCGCAACCAGCCCCAAUGGCAGUAG
This is a messenger RNA of Drosophila persimilis, 1794 nucleotides long. RefSeq names its product high mobility group nucleosome-binding domain-containing protein 5. The record is from RefSeq and is a predicted model, not a curated record. The transcript is spliced from 6 exons. Lineage: Eukaryota; Metazoa; Arthropoda; Insecta; Diptera; Drosophilidae. The coding region runs from base 1 to 1794 and encodes 597 amino acids.